UCCAUAGCUGUGCCCCAAUCUUGUUGGUUCCAAAAGGGAAAAUAUCUGCCUAAGUGCCUAACUAAAGCAAGUUGGCUUAGGUGAGCAUUUUGGACUUUGGCCAUCCACUUCACAAAACUUUGAUUCUCAGUGUAAUCUUCCAAAGACCCCAUCUUCUUUUUUUUUUUUUUUUUUUGCUCUCACUCACUUUUCUGGAAAGUGUAAAGAUGGGUUCUAUGUUUUUUUGCUUUCAUCCAUUAAUACACACUUCUUCUAAGCUUGAUUCCUCAAAGACCCUUGUUUUUUUAAGCUCCUCUGUGAGUUCAACUCCAAAGAACCUCUCUUUCUUCAAUUGCAAAUCAAGAACUCAACUUGUUUGUUGUUCUUUAUCUAAGGAUAAUGGACCUGAAUCUUCUGAAGAUAAUAAUUCAAGUAAUUUCUGCAUCAUUGAAGGACCAGAGACCGUUCAAGAUUUUGGACAGAUGCAGUUUCAAGAAAUCCAAGAUAACAUAAGGAGCAGGCGCAACAAAAUCUUCCUCCUCAUGGAAGAAGUACGCAGGCUAAGAAUACAACAAAGGUUAAAGAACUCGAACACAAGAGUUGAGACUCAUGAAGAUGAAUAUGAGAUGCCAGAUAUCCCUUCAACAAUACCGUUUCUUCCUAACAUGACUCCAAAGACACUGAAGCAGCUUUACCUGUCAAGCUUUUCGUUUAUAGCUGGGAUUAUGGUCUUUGGUGGAUUACUCGCACCAAUACUUGAGCUGAAAUUAGGCAUAGGAGGCACCUCAUAUGAAGAUUUCAUACAGAGCUUGCAUUUGCCUAUGCAAUUGAGCCAGGUCGACCCCAUAGUAGCAUCCUUUUCAGGUGGGGCAGUGGGAGUCAUCUCAGCCCUCAUGCUAAUAGAAGCUAACAACGUGGUCCAACAAGAGAAGAAAAUGUGCAAAUAUUGCCAUGGAAGUGGGUACUUGGCAUGUGCACGCUGUUCAGCAAGCGGUAAAUGCCUUUAUACUGAACCGAUUUCAGUGAAUGGUUCUUAUCAAUCGUUGCGUGUACCAUCUCUUAAAAGAUGUGCAAAUUGCUCCGGGACAGGAAAGGUAAUGUGCCCGACAUGUCUGUGCACUGGGAUGGUGAUGGCAAGUGAACAUGACCUUCGUAUAGAUCCAUUUGAUUAAGACAUACAACCCCUUGACAUAAUUCUCAUUUUGUAACUGACAUGCAGAAUACCUUUUGAUUAUAUGUAAAAAUAAAUUGCUAUCUUUUUCCUUUGUUAUAAAUCACAGUGAUAUAUGCAAUAUCCUUGUUAAGGUCAGGCCUUUGGUGAUGAA
This is a messenger RNA of Lycium barbarum (goji berry), 1304 nucleotides long. RefSeq names its product protein ORANGE, chloroplastic. The transcript has 8 exons. NCBI's taxonomy places the organism in Eukaryota, Viridiplantae, Streptophyta, Magnoliopsida, Solanales, Solanaceae. Gene Ontology annotation, cellular component: chloroplast membrane. The coding region runs from base 207 to 1151 and encodes 314 amino acids. The record is from RefSeq and is a predicted model, not a curated record.